CACAUAUAUUGUCAGAUUAUUCUGGAUGAGGAGGAAGGUAAACUGUGGUUGAAACUCACUUGAGGUUGGUUUCUCCCACUAACAGGUUCAGACUGUCUCUUCCCGCUCUCUUCCUUCAAACUGUUAGCUCAGAGAAACACUGUUAACGGGAUAAAGAAAAGGAGAAAAUGUCGUUGGGGGAUUUAGAGAGAAAGUGGAAAACAGCCCUGACCUCCAUCCUGGAGGAUCUGACCGAGCGAGAACUCAGAAAAUUACUGUUCAAGCUGGACAAAAUCCCUCGAGGUCAGAGGACGGAGAAGCAUCGAGAGGAAAUCCCUGAACUGAUCAUCCAGUACUACGGGACGGAGGGGUCCAUCUCCGUCAUCGAUGCAGAAAUGAAGGUUCUACCGAGGAACGACGCCAGAGUCCAGGAGCCGCUGCGCCCGUUUGUGGAGAAACUGAAGAAACGGCAAGAAAAAGUAAAGGAGACGGUGAAAAAAAAGACAUCGGACUCAGGAUCAGUGGACAAGAAGACAAAACCUGCAACUGGGACGAUGAACAAACCUGCAUCCACCAAGGAGCGAAAAGCUGCAGCCGGUCAAGUGAAGAGCUGCCAACCUGACAAGAUGGAUCCUGUUGGAGACGUGGAGACCAAACAGAAGACAGAAUCCACCAAAACUACCAAAACCACAAAGAUGGAUCCUGUUGGAGACGUGAAGACCAAACAGAAGACAGAAUCCACCAAAACCACAAAGACGGAUCCUGUUGGAACCAAAAAGCCCAAACAGAAGACCGAGCAGAAAGAACCUCUGAAUAUUUCUUCUCUGUCUCUGAAAUCAGCGGAAUCGCCUGAAACUUCCAAGGUUCAAAGUGAAGCCGUCCAGACCGGGAGGAUCAAAAUAAUGGGAAUCAAAUCGUCCAAUACGAGGAACACUCACCUGGAGGUGGAGUUCAACGGCGGGCCGCAGACGUUUUAUGUGACAAAUCGACUUCUUGCGGACGUGUUCGGCUUCAAAGCGGAGGACGACUUCACAGGAAGAUUCUCUCGUGAGACGCCGCUCACAGCAGACGUCCAAAUAAAAGGAAAUAAAAUUACGGAAAUUAAGAAGCUGUAGCAAAAAUGUACACAUAUUUGUGUACAGUGGAACGCCGUUGACGGGUGUGGUUGGUGUGUGUAGUUAGGGUGGUGGGGUCUUUAUGAGUUACAGGUACUUUUGAAUUUACAUUUAAGGAAGUACAGUCUUUUUAUUUCUUUCAUCGCUC
Molecule: messenger RNA, 1242 nt
Organism: Anoplopoma fimbria (sablefish)
Lineage: Eukaryota; Metazoa; Chordata; Actinopteri; Perciformes; Anoplopomatidae
Exons: 9
Coding region: 168-1094 (308 amino acids)
Source: RefSeq, a predicted model, not a curated record